AAUGGCUGACACACAGCUUCCAGUGUUUUUAUAGGAGUGCCGUAUAAUAUCAGUGUGGGUGUGUUUUGGAUUUUAUUGUUUACAUUACAUCAAAACCUCGUUCAACUCUAAUGUAGUGCCAAAAUGGAUCUAUCUGUAAUUUAUUUUCGUUCCGCGGUGCUUUUAUUAAUUGUAUUUAACCACAACAUAAACUUUAACCUAGGUUUCAAUUUAGAAUCUAGAAUUCCAGUAAUCAAAAGAGGUUCAGUGGGCUCUUAUUUUGGAUAUUCUGUUGCCGAACAUCAAGCGGUCUAUGAAGUUACAAACAAAGUUGAACAUAGUUGGAUGCUUGUAGGAGCUCCGCUUGGUCAGAAUCUACAACCAAACACGACUCGUUCAGGAGCUCUUUGGAAAUGUAAUCUGACCAGCUACGAGGAGGAUUGUGAACAAGUUAUCACUGAUGGAAAAAGAAAUCCCUCCGACAAGCAAUACAAGAAAACGAUUGACUCAGCCCAUCUCAUGCCACCUCUGGAAGACGAGAUAAAGAAUGGUCAAUGGCUGGGGGUUACAGUCAGAAGUCAGGGGCCUGGAAAGAAAGUUUUGGUUUGUGCUCAUAGAUACAUAAAGCAGGGCGCUGAUUUCCAAUGGGGUACAGGACUAUGCUAUACCCUGUCUCAAAGACUGGACUAUGAUAACGCUUGGGAACCAUGCAAAGGGAGAUCCACUAACAAGGCGCACGAGGAGUACGGCUACUGCCAGGUGGGCACCAGUGGUGUCCUGGUGGGUGACGACACCGUGGUGCUGGGGACACCGGGGCCCUACACGUGGCGGGGCACUGUCUUUGUGCUCAGUGCAUCGGACAACUAUCUGGACCGCGACAAGACAUUCUACAUGGGCCCCGUCACCGAGCCACUCGCUCCUGUCGACAAGUACAGCUAUCUCGGUAUGUCGGUGACAGCUGCCAACUUCUUCGGCAGCAACAUGUCGUAUGCGGCCGGGGCACCACGGGCCAAUGGCACGGGCAAAGUGGUCCUCUUCUCCAUAGCCAAGCGCAUGCACUCUACCAUGAACGUCAAUCUGGUCAUCGAUGGCGAACAGUUCGCCUCCAGCUUCGGAUACGAGAUUGCUACCGCUGAUGUCAAUGGCGAUCUAUUACCUGAUCUUCUUGUUGGAGCUCCUUUCUACUUUGAUCGCGACGUUGGAGGCGCCAUCUAUAUUUAUUUGAACAACAAGGAACGCUGCCUCAACUGUGCCAAACCCACCAAAAUGACUGGCAAACCUGAAUCAAGAUACGGAUUUGCUAUUACCAACCUGGGUGAUAUUAACAAAGAUGGCUACGAUGAUAUAGCUGUCGGUGCACCGUAUGAAGACAACGGGGUUGUCUAUGUUUAUCUGGGGUCCAAAAAUGGACUUAUCACCGAACCGUCUCAGGUGAUCAAAGCAAACGACGUGAAACCGCUGGCAGGAAUCAGGACUUUCGGCUACUCUCUGAGUGGAGGAAUGGAUCUGGACCAGAACGGCUAUCCCGACCUUCUGAUUGGUGCCUACGAGAGCGACGCCGCCAUCUUGCUUAGGUCUCGGCCAAUCGUAGGCCUCGUUACAAGCGUGGCGCCCGAGGCCAAUCUGCAUAAGAUUGAUCCACUCAAGAAGGGCUGUUUCAAGGAUAUCAAGUCCGAGUACACUUGUUUCACCUUCGACGCGUGUGUUAUGAUAGCAGCAGUCAUUAAGGAUAUCAAAGGGUCGCGAUUGGGCGAAGGAACCGGCAUAACCCUGAGAUAUAAGCUGGAGGCGGACUUUAAGCGCAAAGUGCCAAGAGUUUGGAUUGGAGGGACCUCGGGAGAGGAACCAAGACCAAGUACGGUUGAGAAUGAUAUCAGUCUCACUCAAGACAAAAACGGACAGCUUAAGCAUUGUCAUGAACAUACCGUCUAUAUCAAGGAGAACACACGUGACAUCCAGUCGGCCAUAAUGUUCCGGCUGAGCUACACGCUGGUGCAGAAGGAGCCGCGAAUGCCGAAGCGGGGCGCCGCCCUACCCAGUGUGGAUAGCUUCCCCAUCCUCAACCAGCAGGAGGCGGCCAAAGUGUUUGCGGCCACCUUCCUCAAGGACUGCGGCGACAACGACAUCUGCGAAAGCCAGCUGUUCGUCGAGGCCGGCCUCGAGUUGCCCACCUCUGGAGACAACAAAUCAUCUUGGCAACUAGUGUUGGGAGAGCAUGAAGAGGUUCUACUGAAGAUCACCGCCCAUAAUCUGAGAGAGUCGGCCUACGAAGCACAGCUGUUUGUCAGUCAUCCAGCCGCCCUCAACUACAUUGGACGUAUGAAGACUUCUGAUCUGCCUGACCGCCAACCGUCGUGCAACCCACACAACAACACGCUGGUGAUCUGCAGUCUGGGCAACCCGCUGAAGCAGGAUGCCUCCAUCAACGUGCACCUGCGGUUCGACCCGAAGCCCCUGGCUGACGAGCAGUCGGCCAUUGAGUUCAGAGUGUUCGCCAACACCACCUCGCAGGAAGUGGAGCCGGAGCAGCCUCUCACUCUGAAGGCGGUGGUCGUCAGGAGGGCCGAGAUAUCGCUGCAAGGGUUAGCGCGUCCUGAACAGGUGUUCUACGGUGGUCAGGUAAGAGGCGAAUCGGCGAUGCAGUUUGGUGACGAGGUUGGCUCGAGGGUGCUGCACACCUACCAGGUGUUCAACCGGGGGCCGUGGAAGGUGUCGCGCGUCGAGGUGCAUCUCGAGUGGCCGUUCCAGGUGGCCAACAACAAGCCACAGGGCAAGUGGCUGCUCUACCUCGACGAGAAACCCACUAUUGAAGCUCUGAACGCGCGCGGUGAGUGCCACAUGGCGCCAGGUCAGGUGAAUCCGCUGGGUCUGCACUACCGGCCCAAUGUGGGCGACACCCUCCACGACACCCUGGCACUGACCACCACCAUGUCUGCGACACCAGUCGCACACCACAACGCGACACAGUCGGACGGCAAGCGAGUGCGACUCAAGCGCGACACAGAGAUGGUCGUCAAGUCGGAACUGGUCAGCAGCGAUGGACGCCAGUAUAAUGUUGUCAACAUGAACUGUACCGCUGGAACUGCCAAAUGCAUAAAAUUCCGAUGUGAGGUUGAAGGACUUCUGAAGAACCAGGAAGCUACUAUUUUCAUCAAAGCAAGAUUAUGGAACGCAACACUGGUUGAAGACUAUCCCAGGGUUGAUUAUGUGAAAAUCGGCUCAAGAGCUAGAAUUGUUAUACCCCCUCCCUUCAUCGUUCAUCAGAGUCAAACUGAAGAUGACAUUGCCGAAGUUGUAACAGUGGCGAAAGUAGAUCUCCAUCAGCAGCGCAAGACCGAGCCUAUUCCUCUGUGGAUCAUCAUUCUCGCCAUAGUUCUCGGUCUUAUUCUACUAGUAUUACUAACACUGCUGUUAUGGAAGUGCGGCUUCUUCAAGAGGAGACAUCCUGACCCUACAUUAUCAGGAAAUUUAGAGAAACAUGUCGAUUAUUAAACAAAUAGCAUUAAAAAAUCGUCGAAACUCACUGAAAAAAUAGAAAUUUAACGAAACCCUACAGAGACACACUUACUUUAUGCUAACACAGUGGACACACUGGGGUGUUGAACACCCCAAUUCAACUUUGCAUGUUUCUUUUAAAAAUAUAGAGAAAACAAGUACUUAGCCUAAAUUUAUCAUUUCUUAAUCAUUU
Molecule: messenger RNA, 3667 nt
Organism: Nilaparvata lugens (brown planthopper)
Lineage: Eukaryota; Metazoa; Arthropoda; Insecta; Hemiptera; Delphacidae
Product: integrin alpha-PS1
Exons: 20
Coding region: 124-3471 (1115 amino acids)
Biological process (GO): cell adhesion mediated by integrin; integrin-mediated signaling pathway; cell-matrix adhesion
Cellular component (GO): integrin complex; external side of plasma membrane
Molecular function (GO): integrin binding
Source: RefSeq, a predicted model, not a curated record